AUGGGAAAGAAAAAGAGACCUCAAAAGACAAAGGGGCGGAAGAGUAAGGCUCGGAAUCGACAAAGUAAUAAAGUUACGGAUUCAUCGGAUGAAGGUGACGAAUCGUUUCAAGUUGACGAAUUUAGUUCGGAUGAUGACGAGGCACUGAUCAUCCACGAUGAGGAGACUCGUGCUGACCGAGCUUUACAACAAGAAACCGUAGCUGAGGAACCACAAGUUGGUGCAGUUGAAACCGAAACAGCCAAAGAAGACAGCAAGGUUGAUAAUACCGAUGGGAAAAACGAAUCGCCUGAAAGUGUUCCAAAAAGCGUCCCUGAAGCUGCUGAGGAAAAGGAGACACCGGUGACUGAAGGGGACAACAAGGUUGAGGAAACUGAAAAGACCGAAGAACAAACACCGGAAAGCGUAGCUGAAAGUGUUCUUGAAAGUAUUCUUGACAGCGCAACUCCUGUGACAGAAGAAGACAAACCAGCUGAGUCGCCUGAAGAUGUAGAUGCCACUGAAACAGAAAAAUCCAAAGCUGCUGAAGCUCCCAAGAACAUGUUUGAAAACAUUGGUCGCUUCUUUCAGAAACCAGAAGGGUCCAAACCUGAAGCAAUAAAGACGGCUGAGCGUGAGCCAGAAGCGAUUGCAAAACCUUUUGAGGAGACAGAGAAAACACCAAACGCGUCUGAAGAACAAAUCGAACUGACAGAAGCUGAUGCUCCUCCAGAAAUUGGUACAUCUGAGCCUACAACGAAUGUAACAGGGACUUCUACUGCCAGAGACUCCCAGAAUCUAUUGGAAAAUCUUGGUCGUUUCUUCCAACCGAAGCCGCAAGAAUCUGCUAGCAAGGAAGCGAAGGAUGUCACCGACAAAAACGAGGAGGAAGAUGCUGAUAUUCAUGAAACGGACGACAAGCCCGAAGCUAAAUCCGAACAGCCUGUAUCAAACGAGGAAAGUGAGCCUACAACAGAGACCUCGACCACGACCGAAGAACCCAAGAAUUUAUUGGAAAACAUUGGUCGUUUUUUCCAAAAGCCAGAAGUGUCUGCUGAUAAGGAAUUGAAGGAUGCUACUAAAAGUGACGAUAUAGAUACCGAUACCAAGGAUCAAGCUACCAAAGACCAGCCGGAACAAUCUGGAGCGAGCGAGAAAACUCCAAGCAGUGAAGCCGUCGAACGAAAGGACGACAAUAAAGAAGAUGAGAAGGGCCCGGAUUUAAUUUCCAACUUUAAGAGGCUGUUUGGUUCUGACAACGAUGGGGCCGCUGCAAAAACUGCAGCUGCUGAAACAUUAUCAGCACAAGAGCCUGGUAAAACCGAGGAAGAAACCAAAGAACCAGCUGAAGAAGAUACUGGCCCAGUGACGACGGAAAGCAAUGGCGACGACCCGUCAAAGGUCGAAAGCAAAAAGGAAGUCGCGACUCCCCGAGAGAGCGCCAUCAUGACAGGCAUCAAGAAUUUAUUUGGUGGGCAAGAUUCUUUGGAACAAGGCGAUGCUAGAAUCGAUCCUAAGGAAGAAAGCAAAGACCAAGGCGAUGAAUCGUCGACUCAGGUCGAGUCGCCCGACAAAGCAACAUCUGAUUUGGCACCAUCAAAAAAAGAGUCGCCCAUAGCCGAAAAGAGCUUGGACUCUGUUGAAAAAAAUACUGAUGUCGAAGCGCCGGCAACAGAAGAGCCUAAUGAAGCCAAGGAAGAAACCAAAGAACUAGUUGAAGAUGAUGCUAACCCAGUAAUGUCGGAAAGCAAAGCUGGCGACCCGCCAACGGCCGAAAGUAAAAAGGAAGCUGCUGCUCCUCGAGAGAGCGCCAUCAUGACAGGCAUCAAGAAACUCUUUGGUGGGCAAGAAGGCGAUGCUAAAGAUGAUGAAAAGGAAGAAAGCAACGACCAAGGCGAUGAACCAUCAACUCAGGUCGAGUCGCCCGACAAGGCAACAUCUGAAUUGGCACCAUCGGCAGAAGAAUCAGCCACAGCCGACAAGAGUGUGGAAUCUGUAGCUGAAAAUGAGAACGAGAAAAAUUCGGAUGCCGAAGUCAUCAAAACACUUCGCAAGAGUUCAAUUGUCGCAAAUUUCAAGAAUGUCUAUGAAGGCAAAGAGGCUCCAGAACGUGAAGAUCCCGUUCCAGCUGUUGAAGCUCUGGCACCAGACGAAUCGGAUGAAACCAAGGAAGAUAUGCGAGAAACAGGUGAAGAAGUGACUUCGGAAAGCCACACCAACGAAAAGCCAAACAACGAAAACACCGAAAGCAACAAGGAGGCCGCUGCACCCCGAGAGAGUGCCAUCCUCACAAAUUUCAGGAAGCUCUUUAGUGGGCAAGAUGGUUCGGAACAAGGGGUUGCUAAAGACGAUCCAAAGAAAGAAAACAGCGACACAGCCGAUGGACAAGCAACUGAAAUCGAUUCUCCCGACGAGCCAACAACAGAAUCAUCGGCAUCGCCAACAGAAGAAUCAGCCACAGCCGAUAAGGUAGUGGAUUCUAUGGCUGAAAAUGAAGGAGAGAAAAAGGCAGAUGCUGAAGUCAUCAAGACGCUUCGUAAGAGUUCAAUUGUCGCCAAUUUCAAGAAUGUCUUCGAAGGGCAAGAGGCUCCAAAACAAGAUAGUUCCUCUGACGAUUCGAAUGAGCAACACAAUGAGUUGGCGGCAACCCACGACAAGCGCAAAAAAAGCGAUGCAGAAAUCCAAGACGACGAAAAAAUAGGUGCAGAGAUUGACCAGGGAGCUAAAACGGUUCGAAAAAUGUCGAAAGUCUCAAGUAUAAAGCAUCUCUUUGAGUCUCCCAAACCAGCAGAGAAACCGAAAAUGGCAGGUGGCAAGCAUCUCUUCGAGUCUCCAAAACAAGACAAAGUGCCUGUUGCUGCAAUUGAUAUUCCAGUAGAUGGAACGUACAAGAGCGCCGAAAGAAAAGCUUCAGAGGUCAAGGGCGACGAAAAGCCGGACAAAGAGAGCGACCCGGGAGUUAAAGCUGUUCGUAAAAUGUCGAAAGUCUCGAGUGUGAAGCAUCUAUUUGAGUCUCCAAAACCGGAGAAAGACUCGGUUGCUUCGCGGAUAAUUAAAUCACCAGCUGCCACCGGAAUUAGCCGUGAUCGAAAUGCUGCCGAGGUCAGGAGGAAUGAAAAGACCGAUGAAGAAAGCGACCAUGGAACUAAAUCAGUGCGUAAAAUCUCGAAAGUAUCAAGCAUCAAACAUCUCUUUGAAGGCAAAGAUGCGCCGAAACAGGAUGAAGUUGCGAUAGAGUCGACGAAAGCAAAUGGUCAAAUUGUAGUGGGCGGUGAAUCAUCCAAGGGUGACGAUACGGCGGAACAGUCGCAAGUCGAGUUGGAAGUAUCGCCAGAAGAGCCAGCCGCGGUAUACACUCUCGAUGAAUAUGUUUCAGAUUUGAAAGAAGACCACAAGCCUGAAACUGAAGCUGUUGAGCCUCGCGAGAGUGUUAUCAUUACAAAUUUCAAGAAGUUCUUUGCAGGGCAAGAUACUUCGAAACAUCACGCCGCCACUCCUGAUCCGAAGGAUGCACCUGAUGACCAAGUUGCAGACGCUGAUGGUGUUGAACCAUCAGGUACGGACGAUGUAGUUGAUUACUCGAAAGUCCAUUCGCUUGAAGAGACUGCAACAGAAAGCGACAAUCUUGUACUAAACAAAGGAAGUCCAGCAGAAGUUGAAGGCGAAAAACAUACGGAAACAGCAGCACCUCGUAAAAGCAUGCUGCUAUCCAGUUUCAAUGUGCUUUUCGGAGGGCAAGCAGAUGAUGGCAGUUCGAGACCCAGCGAACAUGACGAUGAUUUAUCAGCAUUGAUUGAUAAUCUAGAUUCAACCAAGAGCAUGGACAAGGAUGAAGCGAAACAACAGCUGCGUGGAGCUGUUGCGACUGGUAUGGCCGCAAACAUGUUGCAAAAUCCGGAUAAAGAGGAAGAAAAACCGACUGGUGCAAAGCAGCUUCGUGGUGCAGUUUCGACUGUUAUGGCCGCAAACAUGCUUCAAGAUCCGGAUAAAGAGGAAGAAAAACGGACUGGUGCAGCUCAACUCCGUGGGGCAGUUUCAACUGUUAUGGCCGCAAAUAUGCUACAAGAUCCGGAUAAAGAGAAAGAAAUUCCACUACCAUCACCGACGCAAAAGCUUCGUGGAGCAGUCACGACUGUCGUAGCCGCAAACAUGUUGCAAGAUCCGGAAAAAGAGAAAGAAAUAUCACCGCCAUCACCAACCCAAAAGCUUCGUGGAGCAGUCACGACUGUCCUGGCUUCAAAUAGCCUUACGUCUCACAGUCCUGAACUAGAGAGCGAAGAAGGAAAGGUCAAGGCGCCGACCAAUGCAAAUGAAGCCACUUUUGACCAGUCUGCACGGUCAGAAGAUAGUGGUCUACUAUCGAAUUUAAAGAGACUCUCGGAAAAACUCUAUACACCAAGUCCCGCUACCCAAUCGAGAAAGCUCGAAAUGGAGAAACAAGAGAAGUUGAAGCUCCUAGCCGAACACCUUAGUCUGGACGAAGAUGAAACCCAAGAGACACUGAUUCGCGACUCCGUAUUUGAUAGGAAUGUUCGAUUCCUUGAACCAGGCAUUGAAGAGGAUGAUGCUGAAGAAUCUAAUUCAGACUCAGUCUCGAGCUCGGAAUCAAGCGAAAGUGAUGAAGAAGAGUAUACAAACGAGGAGAUGUACGAGCAGUUACAGCAAGCAACGAACGAGAACAUGGAAAUGGCGGAAGUUUUGGAUGCAUUGGAAGAGUCGCACCGAGCCAUCGAGGUUCUUCAAAACGAGAACAAGAAAUUAGAAGAGGAAUCGCUCAGGAUGCAGCUCACGCUGGAGGAGGCUAUCGACACCAAUCUUGUGUUGGAACAACAAAUCGCAAAAGGAGCUGCAGCUUCUGAUGCGAGUGGAAACUCUGAAAGCGCAAAGCUAACUGCGACGAUCGAAGAAUUGAGGGCCGAGCUAAAUGAUCUCUAUGAUCAGAACGAAAAUCUUGUGUCUCAACUUAGCGAGAUCCAGCGGAAGGCGAUCGAUUCUAAGUCGACAAUGGAAACCUUUGGAACUCCUACCAAACUUCCCGACGAGUUCCUACGCACGCCACAAGCCCAAACCGACAGCAGCAUGGAUGUAGUUGUGGAAACCUUUGGCACCCCAACCAAACUUUCUGAAGAGUUCUUACGGAAGCCACAAGCCGAGAAUACACAUCUUGUGGAAGCCGCCAAUGGGGAAUUAGCGACAUUGCUGGCUGCGGAGAAGAGUGAAAAAGAGGCUUUACAACGUCAGCUCACCGCAAUGGAAUCGCAAUUGCAAGAGGACAGCAACAAGCUUUUGGAGCAGCUGAAUGCUGGUAAAGAUAGAAACGAGGCGUUGAAGGCCGAAGUUGCUGCUUUGGAUUUGAAGCAGGCUACGCUGUCUCAAACGUUGGAAGAACUUGCUGCAGCAAAGAAUCAAAACGAAGAGCUCAAAAAGAAAGCACAAGAGGUUGAAAGCAAGCAGCUAGAAGAGAACAAGAAGCUCUCCAAGGUCGUUGAAGAAAAAGAAAUUGAAAUAUCCAAGCUCCAAAAUGAAUUGAGUGAUUUAAAUGAAGUGAAGGCGGCUAUGGAUGAGCCCCAACCUAGGUCGUCGAAUCGAAGACCAAGUGAAUUUGAAAUGACAGCGCUCCAAGUGCAGAAAAAUAGGGCUUCAUCAGAAAAGGAAAAGCUCGAGGAGACUCUCAUGUCCGUUCUGGAGGAAAAGGACGAGCUGGAAGCAUCAGUUGAAUCGCUCGGGCGUGAGAAGCGAAAGUUGGAAAUGAGUGCUGCCAGCUUCAAGGGCAAGCAUGAAAAAUCGAACCAAAAAGUCGAAAGUUUGGAGGCAGAGCUAUCUGAAGCCGAAGAGAAAAUUGAGCAACUGGGCGCCAAAUCCAAACAGCAGAGCGCAGAAUUGGCUGAACUCGUCGAAAAGAUAUCAGAGCUUGAAAGUUCUCUCACUGAACUCAAGGAAGAAAAUACGUCUCUUGAGGCCACCCUUCAAAGUACCGCCGAUUCCCUGAAGUCUGAAAAGGAGACUACCGAGAAGACCAUUGCAGAUCUGACCGCUCAAGCUAAUUCGAAAGCAGAAGAAAACAAGGGAUUGGAAGAAAAGCUGAAAACCACCGAAGAAUCUCAUUCUGUCGAGAAGAAGAGCUUGGAAGAUACCGUUGCCAAGAUGAAAGACCAAAUAGAUGUGCAGAUGGAGGAGAACAAUUCUCUUCGUAUCAACCUUGAGCAGAGUGUUGCGGAUCUUACUUCUCAAGUAACUUCGCAAGCGGAAGAGAAGAAGGCAUUGGAAGAGAAGUUGAAGGCGACCGAAGAAUCGCACGCUAUCGAGAAAAAGAGUUUGGAAGAUGGCAUUGUUACAAUGAAAGGCCAAACAGAUGCGCAGAUGGAAGAGAAUAAAUCACUCAAUAACAACCUUGAACAGAAAAUUGCGGAUCUAACUUCUCAACUUGCGUCGCAGGCGGAAGAAACGAAAUCGUUGGAAGAAAAGCUAAAGUCGACUGAAGAAUCUCACGCUGCUGAGAAGAAGGCCUUGGAGGACACCAUUGCUGAGAUGAAAGACCUAACAGAAGCGCAGUUGGAAGAGAACAAUGCUCUUCACAAAAAGCUUGAGGAAGCUUUGGCAACCGAGAUCGAACUUGCUUCCGUCAAAAAGGCGGAUGAGGAGAAGGCACAAAAAAUUGCGGAAUUGAGUUCGGAGAUCGAUGUGGUUUCUGCUGACAGGACCAAGUUGCGAAGCGAAGUUGAUCAACUCUCAUCCGAAAAGAAAAACUUAGAACAACAGUGCACUGGCCUUGUCGUCGAGCGCGAUGCUCUGACCGCCAGCUUGAAAGGAAAAGAAAAGGAACUGAAAGCUGCUGCUGGAAUUGUCGGAAACAAGGAGAAUACGAAGACCAAGGCCGCGACUGGUUCUGCUCCGAAGAAGGUGCUCAAGGAAGUUGAAAAUCCAGUAUCUGCUACAAAAGAGCCAACGGUGCACAAGCAGAGAAGCAAAGUGGAUUCUAACGCAAAAUCGGCUCCAUCACCUGCCAAGACGAAAGCCAAGAAUGAGCAGGCAAUCGCAAAAAAGCAAGCUCCUGCUUCUCCUGGAAUGACUGCCGAAGACGAUGAACCAGUCGAAGAAAACCUCAACUCCAAGAAACGAGGAUACGUUAAGCGGGCCUUGAACAACAAGUAUUCAAUCUCAACAGAAGACAAGAUCCAACAACGCAAACAGCGCAAGAAGAAUCGUGAAAACUUCAAGGGAAUGAAGAAACUCUUUCUAGGAAGCACCAAGAAACCCGUUCAUGAUGCUUAA
Messenger RNA from Cylindrotheca closterium, 7251 nucleotides. The record is from the annotation of a GenBank genome assembly. NCBI's taxonomy places the organism in Eukaryota, Bacillariophyta, Bacillariophyceae, Bacillariales, Bacillariaceae.